Gryllus bimaculatus (two-spotted cricket) is the source of this 4484-nucleotide messenger RNA. Lineage: Eukaryota; Metazoa; Arthropoda; Insecta; Orthoptera; Gryllidae. The record is from the annotation of a GenBank genome assembly.
GCCUUUUGUUCUUUCGUAACAUCCGUGUAUAAAGUGAAUCGAGCUGACUCAGCUGACUGUUUCUUGAGGGCUGUUUGAGACGCGAAGUUGGAGUCUUAGUUAUAGUGUAAUAUUUCUAUUACAUUUUUUAAUAUAAUGGGUACUGUACGUGCCAUUACCGACGAUGCCCAUUUUAAUGCAGAAUUAAGUGCUGCAGGAAGUAAAUUGGUUGUCGUCGAUUUCACAGCUACUUGGUGCGGACCUUGUCAACGAAUUGCUCCCGUAUUUGAUCAGCUGGCCAGGAAAUAUCAACGAGCUAUAUUUUUGAAGGUAGAUGUAGAUAAAUGUUCAGACACUGCUUCCUCACAAGGCGUCCAAGCGAUGCCCACGUUUAUUUUAUAUAAAAACAAGACUAAAGUAGAUAGCGUAAGAGGAGCAGACGCGACUGUUUUGGAAAAUAAAAUUCAGCAAUACUAUGGCAGUGAAAAUGACGAUGAAGCGGACAGCACAGUAGGCGGCCAUAUGGACCUUUUAUCUUUUAUUCACAAGCAACAGUGUGAAAGUUUGAAUGAGGCAGAUGAACAUCCUUUGGCUCAUUGCCUGAACAGCGGACCAGGGUACCUCGAAUCUGAUUGUGAUGCACAGCUAAUUAUUAAUCUUUCUUUCACUCAAGCUGUGAAAGUGCAUUCUUUGAAAGUUAAAGCUCCACAUGACAAAGGACCAAAAACCAUCAAAUUAUUUAUCAACCAACCACAUACCCUGGACUUUGAUCAAGCCGACUCAAACCAGGCUGUACAGGAGCUACAACUCACACCCAGUGAUUUGGAGGGUAAUCCUGUCAAUUUAAGAUAUGUGAAAUUCCAAAAUGUGCAGAAUAUUCAGCUUUUUAUCAAAGAUAACCAAGAAGAUACAGACGCUACCCAGAUCGAUCAUUUAGCAAUUAUUGGUUCACCAAUAUCCACCACUAAUAUGGGUGAUUUUAAGAGAGUUGCUGGCAAGAAGGGCGAAAGUCACUAAGAUUAAAUCAUUUUCAUCUUAUUGCUACGAGAACUUUUUUUUCAGGCCUAAUGUUAGCAAAGAUUGCAUUUGAGUGUUGCACUGGUACCACAGGUUCUUUAUUACUCUUGUGUUUGACAUGAAAAUUAGAACACAGUAAAAUCAUAAUGUAAACUUUAUUUUCUGGAUUGGCAUAUUUAAAACACCACAUUAUUUGAGGAAUAAACAUACUAAACUUACCUGUGUUGCUAUGUUGCGUUGGGGCACUGAAUUCAGAUAGGGAAGAUUAAUGAGUGAAGAUGGAUGGUUCUGCAUUUUGCAUUUUCCGUUUUCUCAUCUUUCUGUUUUGCUUCACCCUUGCUUUUAUUGGCGAUUAAAUUAUUUAACUUUUUGGUAAAUGUGUGUUGUAUUAAGAAAAUAGUUUGAAUAUUGAAGAAAAAUUAAAGAAAUUGAAUUAAAAUUUAAUGGAAAAAGUUGAUAGUGACUUUAAUGGUCUGUAGAUUUUGAUGGUGCUUGAUAUUUUCGUAUUAAGAAUCGAUUGUCUGAAGGAACUUUUCUUGGACUGAUGUCGUUAAUAAUAAUUAAUGAAGAUUUUCGUGUGAAGAAACAAGGACUAGAAGAUGUAGGUUCUCAUGUAUGUGCUCCGAAUGUGAAUGUGAUCUGCAAGUUUUUAGAAUAUUAAUGCACUUUUUUAAAAUAAUAUUGUACUUUCUCAAAAUUCAUUUUUGACCUAGGCAGCUCAUGUUGCAGACCUAGUGGUGGUAGAUGGUCGGAAGUUGGAUUGUUCGGGAGAACUGAGGUUCUACUGUUUCCCUUUUGAUGUUUGAAGAUUAUAUUUUUUGUGUGAAAGGUGCUAGACACUCUACCUUAUCAUUUUACCAUCAACAAUUUUUUCAUCUUGAUUUCAAAUGUGAAAAUAAUAAAAAGAAUAUCUUUUCUUCCACUCCAUAAGUUGCGUAGAAUUUAUAACAAUAAGUCAGAAUAAUAUUUAAGAUUUAUCUGGCACAGUUUAAUCAAAAUGAAGUAAAUAUCAAAAUUUUGCCACUUACUUGAUUAAUGAAUGAUAUGGGGUUUGGAUGUAAAUAAUGGUAUCUGACAUUUGUAUGAAAAAUUAUCAAUGUAAACUUUUUUAUUUAUACUUGGUCUUCCUACUUAAACCAGCAAACAUUGCUAUAUGCAAGACUUGAAAUGGAAACAAGACUAACAUUACAAUAUUGUAAUAGCAUAUUUCAAUAUCAAUUUUUUGAACUAUUAAUGUGUAAUAAAUAAAUAAUUGGUUGUAUUGAUUUUCAAAUGAUAUAUGAUGUCCGAUCUUGUAAAUCAGUUGUAUAUACAGUCAAACUGAAAUAUAUUACGAGUGUAUUAGAACAUAAUGGCAUGUGAUAAAUAUCCUGUUUCGGACCAGUUCAGAGGAACUUGAUGUACAGGGGUGGAUCCAGCCGAGCGGGGGUAUCGUAGAUUUUUGUUAAAUAAUAAACAUAUUUGUGAUUAUAUUGUAUAUUAUUUAUAUACUGUAGAUAAGAUACUACACAAUAUUAAUGUUUAAAUAAUUACAUCAUUGGAACAUACAUAAAUAUUUAAGUCAGUUUUUCGAAAUAAAGAAAGGUAAAUGAAAACUAGGCUUUUAGGGGGUGGGGGCAUGUCCCCACCACCCCCAAUCCGGCAGUGUGGAUGAAAAAUUAUCAAGUUGCUGAUUGCUGAAUUACCAAGAAAUGUUUUUUGUUUCUUAACACUUGCAAUAUGUAGAAAAGGUUAAGUCCUUCAAAACUUGAUAUACUCUUAUUUAUGUGAAGUGGUAAAUUUUAAUUUUGGUUGGAGAUUUUUCAAAUAUUUUAUUGGGCGCAUGAAAGGUCAGACUACUUGCAGCUGAAGUCUGUCUUAACUUUGCUGUCUGGGAGAUGCUGCAUCCUUGGCACAGAUGCCAAUGUUUCAGCUGUCAUGCUGCGACCUUCUCCUACCUGUCACCUUUUGAACUAUAUUUCAGCUUGAGGAGGGUUCCAGCUUUACUGCUGAAACAUUGGUGUCUGUGUAGGUUGCAACAUCUCUAAGACAGUCAAGUGGAGACGUUUUAUUGGGCAGAUUUGUGUGAAUUUUACCUUAUGUUAGCUAUUAUUGAACAUUACUCCUCUUGGUGAAAUUACAUUGCCUUCAUAUAGUGAUUAUUCAGCUUUGGCAAAUCAUCUUUGCAGUUACCAUCAAUGUGGUUGAAUGAGAGAACUAGAAUUAAUAAAAAAAAACUUGCAAAGGAAGAAGAGAAACAUUCAAAGUUACUAUUAUGUUGCAGUGGAUUUACUAAUACUUUGUAUUAUCAGAAUGGAAUUUGCAAAAUGUCAGGUAUGAUUGUUUACAUCUGAGUUGAUGUAAAAGCUGUUUGGAACAAAUUCAAAUUCUUGUUCAUUUAUGUUACACUUGUCAGAAAAACUGGAAAGUCACAUUACCAUGAGUAAUGUUUGCUAUUCUCAUCUAAUUUCCUCCAUUUGAAAAAUAAUGUAUUUGAACUGAAGAAAUGUAUUUGAAAAAGAACGUAAGAAUGUAUCAUCUUGUUAAAAGGUUUUGCAUUUAAAAUAUUAUUGUAUGAAAGGAGAUUUUGUAUUUAUAAAUAGUUCCUUUCUUUGCAAUUUCUUUAAUGGAUGCAGUUCCAUGUUCAAGUAACAGAAUGGUUAUUAAAUGCUAGCAAACCUAAACUUGCAGAAAAUGAUGGAUAUUUUGUGAUAAUUUCUUGUAAAUGCAAGACUAAAUAAAAAUGUAUGAAGCUUAUACUCAUGUGACUGUGAUUAAGAAAAUGCACAGCAUUUUCCUAAUCUUAUAUCAUGUAUCUUUUUGAUUUUUUCCAUUUCAAAAGUUUGUAAGUUUUGAAUAAGUAGUGUAGAAAGGAAAUUUUAUGUAACCCUAUAGUUGAUAUGGAUAAACAUGUAGUCGACUGCUAUUUGUAAAAUUAGCAUUGUUCAAAUUAUUUUAUCAAUAUGUGUAACUAUUUCUUGCUAAAGAAGUUUUGAGAUGAUGCUUCAUCCAAUUAUGAGUUUGUGUAUGUUGACAUCAAUAACUUAUAUUCUAAGCUAGCUAGAGCAGCUGCGAAGCCCAAGGUCUCCAAGAGUUAAAAAAGGAAUGGGAAUAUUCGGUAUAUGGUUAUCAGCAUCCGGUAAAAAUAAUGUAUAACUUGUCAUGUUUAAUUUUCUUUUGGAAGAAAUUUUUCGUGUACAUUCUUCCUGCUUGAAAAGACAACGUGUGUAUUUGUUUCAGUUAUCUUCACAGUCAUUUGUCAUAUAUCAUAAAUUAUAUAAUUUUAGUUUUGUAUAAAUAUACUGAAAAUUCCAAUGUUCAUUUUGCGAAAAUGUGCAAUAGGUAGGUGGACCUACUUACCAGCAUAUUGCAGCUAUCCUGGCAUGACAUUUGAGAAACCGUGGCCUUGAUAACCAUUCUGAGAGCAUUUGAAAAGAGCAAAUGGUAUUUCUUUUUGACAUUUUAGUUUGUGAUGACAUUUCCUUGUUCUUCAGGGAUUAUUUGAAUUU